AUGAAAAGUAUAAUAUUUGUGGGGGGCUUACUUAUUUUUAGAAAAAUUUACUUAUUAAUUAAUUAAUUAAAUUUUGAUGCUGUUUAAAUUUAAUUCAAAAAAAAAGUUCUUAUUUAUUUUAAAAUAAAUUCAUCAAAUAUAAACAGAUUUCUUCUUUUUAAUCAUUUUUUUUAAAUCCACUAUUUACUCUUUUUCUUUUCUCUUGUUGUUUUUUCAUGUCCUUCAUAUUUUCAUUCAUUUUUGCUCUUAUUUUUUUGCUUAUGUUGUUUUAUAAUAUCUUUUUUUCUCUCUUUUUAUAAUUUUUCAUUCAAUUAUUUUAUUCAUGAUGUAUCCAUGAUUUUUUCAUUCAUCUCUUAUUUUAUUUGA
Molecule: messenger RNA, 366 nt
Organism: Tetrahymena thermophila SB210
Lineage: Eukaryota; Ciliophora; Oligohymenophorea; Hymenostomatida; Tetrahymenidae
Product: transmembrane protein, putative
Exons: 1
Source: RefSeq, a predicted model, not a curated record